AUGCCGCUUCACUCACGUUGGUCCAUCGCUGCGGCCGUGGUGUGCCUGCUUGUGCUGGCAGGGUUUGUCAAUAGCCAACAGGGGCCUCUCCGCUCCGCCAUUCUUCUCGACCUUCGCCAGACAAAAAUGACGAAUACUUCACUGCAGGCAGCUAUCGAUAAGUACAUUAACUCCAGUGUGGAUAUUUCCAAGAUGUUUUCUCAAAGGCCCUUCAUUCUUGAUUCAAAUGGUAGUUUACUCUCCGCCCUGGGACAAUUGGAACAGCUUUUUUUUCAUGAAGAGAAAUUUAUCGAUGUUUUGUUUCUUGUAGAAACUGCCGACAUCUCGGUUGGUGUUGUUGAUGCUUUAAGACGGAACGAAAAAACUGCUGAUCUCACAAUUCUCUCAGCACACACAUCAAACCCUAAAUUGUGUGAUGUUGAAACCAAUCCAAACACGGUAUGCGUUGUGCCGCAAGAUAUCGUCAAUUUGCGUGGUGUGUUAGAAACUGUCUCUUCUGAGCUAGCAUGGUACUCCGUUGCCGUUGUGUUCAGCAGUGAUGCGUACGGGACAGGGGUGGAGUCUGUUUUGGAUAGCCAAAUCUCCUUUGCGCGUUCGGCCCCAACAGUUGUCACGAAAGUGUUUAUAAAAGUUAGUGGUACUUCUGACGAUGAUGACAAUGUCAUCCGUAAGGUGUUGGAAUAUCGUCCGGCCGGUGUUCUUUGUUUUGUGAAGGAAGACGAGUUCAUGCGUCUUCGUGCUGCUGUUGUACGUCUUGGAAAACAGGAUGAGCUCUUCUUACUUGGCUCACGCGAGGCAGUCAACGUGCUUGCAUUUUUACAAGGCUCUUUUCAACCACUUGUGAAGCUUUGGGGUGCGCUUUUUGUGUCGCAGUAUACAUCCGUAGUGAAUCUUGUCAAGCAGGGCUAUUUUGAUCUCCAACAGCUUGACGACUACGGUGCGUAUGUUGUGAGUCACCUAUUUGACGCAAUGCAGGCCGUGACACUGGCUGGUAACAUCUCAUCUGCAUCCAUCCGGUCAGUGCGCUUUGAUGGCUUGACGGGCACUGUUGCCUUUAACGCGAUAACAGGACAGCGCGAAGGGAUUGUCUAUUCUCUGCUUUCUAAGACUUACACGGCUGACCAUCCACUUGUUACAUGGAGUUGGAAUUCAAGUACAUCCCAACCCGUCAUCACAAACCUUAACCCGACAGCAACAAGAGCCAUCAUUUUGCCGUCGCCUCUGCGUGCAGUGACAGUAUGCUUGGCUGCUGCGAGAAGCUGUUCCGAAGCGGAAUCUCUUAACGCCAUGGCGUAUGUGUUUCUUCGUCAUAAUCAGAAGACGAGCUCUAUACACGGGGCAACGAGUUUCAUUCCUCUGGUGAUUAAUACGGGAGUGAGCGGUGUGGAGGGGUUGGUUUCAUUGAUCCCUGUAGCGCGUGCAUGUUCAGUUCUUCUGGGGCCCGGACGCGGUCGUGUGGCGUUGGCGCUUACACCGGUGGUGAACCAAUUUGCCCUCACGCAAAUUGACUUCAAUACGGCAGAGGGAGUCUUUGCGGACCGUUUGGCGUACCCGUAUUUUUCCCGCUCCACACCAACAGACUCAUUUAAUUAUUUGGUCUUUGGGGACGUGUGCGCUUACUUUGCGUGGGAACGGGUGCUCAUUUUGGGAUUAAAUGACCAGUUUGGGAAUGCCCGUCUGGAAUCGAUGCAAAAAUCGAUGCGUCAGAGGAAUAUUCACCUGGAGCGUACCCAUAUGAUCGCAAGCAUAGACAAGGAACAACUCGUGAACGCCAUGGAGGCCAUUUACAAGAAGGAUAUUUCACGCAUUGUUAUUGUUCUUUUGCCACUCUACGGUGAGGAUGCCAAUAUGUUCUUUGAACUUUUUACGGAGUUAAGUUAUAUGAAAAAAUACAUCUUCUUUUUAGGGAAAGAGCUUUGUCAAUAUGCCGCGUCACACCCAGAGGAACGUGAGAAAGCCCAAAGUUCCCUGUGUAUAUUUCCAUACGUUGAGCCGCAACGGUUGGAAGCCAUCAACAAUGAAUCUGCACAUAGUGGUCUAUACAAUAAUCAGGUGCGGAUUUUGUCGCAAGGCGGAUUUGCCGCGGAAGAAACUUAUUGCAAUCUCACCACCAUUCGUCAUGGGGCGGCGUUUGCAAUUGACGCCGCGUACACAGUUAUUGACAGCGUUGAUCGAGCCGUGAAUGCGGGGGUGAGUCUCAACCUUAGUGCUAACAUUAUGCCUUUUGUUCGGUCCACCUCAAUAGAUGGCUUUACGGGGAUGUUUACUAUUGACAAGGCGGGGAAUCGUGACUUGGCGCCGUUUGGUGUUGAUAUUCAAAUGGUAAAUCGUACUCUUUACCUUGGAAUGUGGAGUAGCAACCAAACAUCACCGUUUCGUUACACAGCCACUGAGCCUAUUGUCUGGAUGACGGGCAGUAGAGAGACUCCGGCGGACACCUUCCGUGAUAUCCAAUUCAUCCUAGGCACAACUGUCUCGGCAAGCCCGGGUACCAUUGUUCUCUCGGUGUUGGGCUUUGUUGGCACCAUCGCCGUCUUUGCCUUUUGUUAUCGUCACUACAAGUUGCAAAAACUUGUGGAGCUUAGCCUUCAGAGCAAUCGCGUCCCCGUCACGGAGGAUGAGAUGCGGCGGCUGCGGGGCACGCGAUCGCUUGGGUCCGACUUGUAG
Molecule: messenger RNA, 2667 nt
Organism: Trypanosoma cruzi
Lineage: Eukaryota; Euglenozoa; Kinetoplastea; Trypanosomatida; Trypanosomatidae
Product: extracellular receptor, putative
Exons: 1
Coding region: 1-2667 (888 amino acids)
Source: RefSeq, a predicted model, not a curated record